CUGCUGCUGCUGCUGCUGAGCGUGGCGCUGCUGGGCGCCCAGGCCCGCGCCGAGUCCGCCGCCGGGAGUGCGGUCCCCGCGCAGAGCCGCCCUUGCGUGGACUGCCACGCGUUCGAGUUCAUGCAGCGCGCCCUGCAGGACCUGCGGAAGACGGCCUACAGCCUGGACGCACGGACGGAGACGCUCCUGCUGCAGGCUGAGCGCCGCGCCCUGUGUGCCUGCUGGCCCGCGGGGCGCUAGGGCCCUCACCAGCGGUUGCCCCUCAAUAAACGCCCAGCCCAGUG
This is a messenger RNA of Pteropus alecto (black flying fox), 284 nucleotides long. RefSeq names its product chromosome unknown C4orf48 homolog (gene NICOL1). The annotation marks the transcript as partial. Lineage: Eukaryota; Metazoa; Chordata; Mammalia; Chiroptera; Pteropodidae. The record is from RefSeq and is a predicted model, not a curated record. The transcript is spliced from 3 exons.